AUUUUCAAACGCGUUAUGUUGAAAAUCUGUGUGUAGAGAUUCUUACAAAAAGAAAAAAGAAAAUGGUGACGUCAUCAGGAACAGGAAAUGCAAUAGAAAUGGUAAAGAAUGAGAUUCCAGUUAAUGAAGAAUCUAUAAUAUUAUCUGCAGAUGUCCGUACAGGUCUUGUCCUUGUCGAUAUCGUUAACGGUUUUUGUACUGUUGGUGCUGGACAUCUGGCUCCAAGAGUACCUGAUAAACAAAUAAGUAGAAUGGUUGAUGAGUCAGCACAUCUUGCCAGAACGUUUUGUGAAAAGAAAUGGCCCGUUUUUGCUUUCCUUGAUACUCAUCACCCAGAUGUACCCGAGCCUCCAUAUCCUCCUCAUUGUAUAGCCGGGACAGAUGAAGCCAAAUUGGUUCCAGCUUUGCAAUGGUUGGAAGAUGAGUCAAUUGCGACACUUCGAUGUAAAGACUGUAUUGAUGGAUAUCUUGGUUCGUUUGAGAAAGAUGGAACCAAUGUCUUCGUAGAUUGGGUCAAACAACACCAGAUUGAAGCUAUAUUGGUGGUAGGUAUAUGCACGGAUAUAUGUGUACUGGAUUUUGUGUGUUCUGCACUUUCUGCAAGAAAUCGUGGUCUUCUUACACCUCUUAAGGAUGUGGUUGUAUAUUCUGGCGGGUGUGCAACUUUUGAUCUUCCAUUACAUGUUGCCCGAAGCAUCCCUGGUGCUCUUGCUCACCCACAGGAACUUAUGCACCAUGUUGGUCUUUACAUGGCAAAGGGCAGGGGAGCCAAGGUGGUUUCAGAAGUGUCAUUUGCAGCAUCAAAGAAGGGAUAAUCUUAAGUGGCCUUCUCAUGUUUAUGAUACUUGAAAACCUCUUGAUGUGUACUGAACUUGAUUUCCUCCUCUUCCACACCUUCACUCAAAGCCUGUGACACUUUCUCCUCAAUGUUGGUCAAAUACGAGCAUCUCAUCUGUAGUUCAUAUUUCAAUGAUUUGCUUUGUUCCAACCACAUUGUAAGUUUGGUGUUUAUCUCUUUAAGAUAUAUGUAUAUCGGCUUAAUAUCUGAUAUUAAGUCCGUGGUAAACAUAGAUGUGCUUGAUCUUCCCGUUAGUCCUUUGACCUGCACUUUCUUAAGCUCUUCUUGAA
This is a messenger RNA of Erigeron canadensis, 1128 nucleotides long. Its product is annotated as nicotinamidase 1. The record is from RefSeq and is a predicted model, not a curated record. Lineage: Eukaryota; Viridiplantae; Streptophyta; Magnoliopsida; Asterales; Asteraceae. Gene Ontology annotation, biological process: pyridine nucleotide salvage. The coding region runs from base 63 to 815 and encodes 250 amino acids. The transcript is spliced from 6 exons. Gene Ontology annotation, molecular function: nicotinamidase activity.